AUGAGUGAUCUGUUGAUCCAAUUCGCUGAUUCCGAGCCCUCAUCGCUCACAGUCGCUGCUACGCUAACAAGCGAGAGGAUUGACUGUUGCAGUGGCAGCAUUUCUACCGAUUCCCCGACGGAAUUGUUCCGAGGAUUUUACUAACUCGAUUGAUUUGAAGUAUAAUUAGUUGGCAAUCGACGCAUCUUUCGUGCAACACUCUCCCGGCGAAAAGGGAUGGGUCUUCUCAGCAUUAUAAGGAAAAUCAAGCGCAAAGAGAAGGAGAUGCGUAUUCUCAUGGUGGGCCUCGAUAAUUCCGGGAAGACGACGAUAGUGAUGAAGAUCAACGGAGAGGACACCAGUGUAAUCAGUCCCACACUUGGAUUCAACAUUAAGACUAUCUCUUACCAGAAGUAUACUCUGAAUAUUUGGGAUGUUGGAGGGCAGAAAACAAUAAGGUCAUACUGGAGAAACUAUUUCGAGCAGACUGAUGGGUUGGUUUGGGUUGUGGAUAGCUCUGAUCUCAGACGGCUGAAAGAUUGCAAAUAUGAGUUGGACAAUCUGCUCAAAGAAGAGAGGCUAUCGGGGGCGUCUCUAUUGAUUUUUGCAAAUAAACAGGACAUACAAGGUUGUCUCUCACCUAAUGAGAUUGCUAAGGUGCUCAACUUGGAAGCCAUGGACAAAAGCAGACACUGGAGAAUCGUGGGAUGCAGUGCGUACACCGGGGAAGGCCUACUCCAGGGAUUCGAUUGGAUCGUUCAAGACAUCGCCUCCAGAAUUUACAUGCUCGAUUAGGCUGCCUGUUCUGUCCAAGCAAGACAGGUAUUUUUCCAUUACAUUUCCUGUAUUUAUCAUCGUCUUGAUUGAUACAUACACCUAAGAGGAUGAGGGUUACUGUAAAUCUCUGUUGUCUUGUUUGAUCAUCGUUUUAGCCUGUAUUGACAUUGGAAUCCGCCAUUGCCAGCUUCUUCUAGUCCCGAAAAUUACUGCUUGUGGUUGAUUUUGCACCCUAUUUACAUAGGGUUUAGGGUUUGCCAUUACAGGGGCAAAUCGGCUGAAAUCAACACUAGUUGUGUGUGCUAUUGUUGUAGACUAAGUUAUAUGUUAUAUUUAUUUCAUGAGA
Messenger RNA from Andrographis paniculata, 1102 nucleotides. RefSeq names its product ADP-ribosylation factor-like protein 2. NCBI's taxonomy places the organism in Eukaryota, Viridiplantae, Streptophyta, Magnoliopsida, Lamiales, Acanthaceae. Bases 217 to 774 code for a protein of 185 amino acids. Gene Ontology annotation, molecular function: GTPase activity; GTP binding. The record is from RefSeq and is a predicted model, not a curated record. The transcript has 5 exons. Gene Ontology annotation, cellular component: microtubule cytoskeleton; cytoplasm. Gene Ontology annotation, biological process: protein folding.